AAUGAUUUCAGCGAUAAGUUCAAUGAUACCACAAUAGAUGCUAAUAAUAACUGCGAGGAACUGGCUGUCGGUGUGAGUGAUGUCCACUUUGAGUAUAAAACAAAUGUUAAAAUACUCGAUAAUCUCACGGUUCAGAUACCAAAGGGAAAAAUAUUUGCUCUGUUGGGUCCAAACGGCACCGGGAAGACCACAUUAAUACGUGUCAUAUUAGGCCGACUCAAACCAACACAUGGAUCAAUACGGGUAUUUGGGGCACAACCCGGUACUAAAGGGUCUGCCAUUCCGGGUGCGGGCGUGGGAUAUAUGCCUCAAGAGUUGGCACUUUUUGAUGAGUUCACUAUCAAUGAAAUUCUCAUUUAUUACGGAAUGUUAUAUCAUAUAAAACGCGAGGAACUGAUGAACAGAAUCGCGAAUUUGAGAGAAUUAUUACAUUUGCCGGAAAAGUCACGGAUUAUCAGUCGGUUAAGCGGUGGUCAACAGCGCCGGGUGUCGAUCGCCAUAACUAUGAUUCACAGACCGAGACUUAUUAUACUGGAUGAGCCCACUGUGGGGGUCGAC
This is a messenger RNA of Oppiella nova, 558 nucleotides long. NCBI's taxonomy places the organism in Eukaryota, Metazoa, Arthropoda, Arachnida, Sarcoptiformes, Oppiidae. The record is from the annotation of a GenBank genome assembly.